Messenger RNA from Komagataella phaffii GS115, 1575 nucleotides. RefSeq names its product Gamma subunit of the translation initiation factor eIF2. The transcript has a single exon. Gene Ontology annotation, molecular function: GTP binding; GTPase activity; translation initiation factor activity. Gene Ontology annotation, biological process: positive regulation of translational fidelity; formation of translation preinitiation complex. The record is from RefSeq and is a predicted model, not a curated record. Gene Ontology annotation, cellular component: eukaryotic translation initiation factor 2 complex; cytosol. The coding region runs from base 1 to 1575 and encodes 524 amino acids. NCBI's taxonomy places the organism in Eukaryota, Fungi, Ascomycota, Pichiomycetes, Pichiales, Pichiaceae.
AUGGCAGACGAUCUACAGAGUCAAACUCCGGACAUAAUCAUCGGAUCAACGAUUGACGAUGGGUAUGAGCAGUAUGCAACUGAGGAGGAAAUUGAGGAAGACCAGACUCAAGAUCUCGAUGAGUCUAAGUCCAAGAAAACCGUCAGUUUUGCCGAAUUAGACGAAGUAGAUGAAGAAGAAUUGAGAAAGAAGGAGUUUGAAGAAGGUGGAGGAUUGCCCGCUCAGCCCGACAAUCCAGAAUUCGAAAAACUGACACCUUUAUCUCCAGAGAUCAUCAACAGACAAGCUACUAUUAACAUUGGUACGAUCGGUCACGUCGCCCACGGUAAGUCCACUGUUGUCAGGGCCAUUUCAGGAGUUCAAACCGUUCGUUUCAAAGACGAGCUGGAACGUAAUAUUACCAUCAAACUGGGAUACGCCAACGCCAAAAUCUACAAGUGUGACAACGACGAGUGUCCAGAGCCAGAUUGUUACCGCUCUUUUAAGUCUGACAGAGAAAUACACCCCAAAUGCCAGCGUCCAGGAUGUACUGGCCGUUACAACUUGGUAAGACAUGUCUCAUUCGUGGAUUGCCCUGGUCACGACAUUCUGAUGAGUACGAUGUUGUCUGGUGCAGCAGUCAUGGACGCUGCUCUCCUACUAGUGGCCGGUAACGAAUCAUGUCCUCAACCUCAGACUUCUGAGCAUUUGGCCGCCAUUGAGAUUAUGAAGCUGAACCAUGUUAUCAUUUUGCAGAACAAAGUAGAUCUUAUGAGAGAGGAGACAGCUCUGGAACACCACAAGUCGAUUCUCAAAUUCAUCCGUGGUACCAUUGCUGAUGGUGCCCCCAUUGUGCCUAUAUCCGCCCAAUUGAAAUACAACAUUGACGCUGUCAAUGAGCUAAUUGUCAAGACCAUCCCCGUCCCUCCAAGAGACUUCACAGCAUCGCCACGACUAAUUGUCAUUCGUUCUUUCGACGUUAACAAACCAGGUGCUGAAAUCGAUGAACUCAAGGGUGGUGUUGCUGGUGGUUCCAUUUUGACCGGUGUCUUCAAGAUUGGUGACGAAAUCGAAGUACGUCCUGGUAUUGUUACCAAGGAUGACAGUGGAAAGAUCCAAUGCAAACCUAUCUUCUCUAGCAUAGUGUCGCUAUUUGCAGAGCACAAUGACCUGAAGUUUGCCGUUCCAGGUGGUCUGAUUGGUGUUGGUACCAAGGUGGACCCAACGCUCUGUCGUGCCGACAGGUUGGUAGGCCAAGUCGUUGGUGCCAAAGGACACCUUCCAUCCAUAUACACUGAUAUCGAAAUUAAUUAUUUCUUGCUGCGUCGUUUGUUGGGUGUCAAGACGGAUGGACAGAAGCAAGCCAAGGUGCGUAAGCUGGAUCCUAACGAGGUCUUGAUGGUCAACAUUGGUUCUACAGCUACAGGUGCUAGAGUCGUCGCCGUCAAGGCUGAUAUGGCCCGUCUACAACUGACUUCUCCAGCUUGUACUGAGAUAAACGAGAAGAUUGCUCUAUCCAGACGUAUCGAGAAGCACUGGCGGUUGAUCGGGUGGGCUACCAUCAAGAAGGGUACCACCUUGGAACCCAUUGCUUAA